Messenger RNA from Epinephelus lanceolatus (giant grouper), 1667 nucleotides. RefSeq names its product erythropoietin a (gene epoa). Gene Ontology annotation, molecular function: hormone activity; cytokine activity; erythropoietin receptor binding. NCBI's taxonomy places the organism in Eukaryota, Metazoa, Chordata, Actinopteri, Perciformes, Serranidae. Gene Ontology annotation, cellular component: extracellular region. Gene Ontology annotation, biological process: nucleate erythrocyte development. The record is from RefSeq and is a predicted model, not a curated record.
AGUGCAGGAGAUCCACAAAAGAGCUUCGUUUCCAAUUAAUGGGCAAUAGACGGACUUAUGGGCCAAACCACGAGGACCCUGUGAGGGGCUAUGCGGAUACCGCUAUGGAGUUUCCCAGUGAGUUAUGGACAUGAUUUAUUUUCUCUGUACACCGGCUUUACUAGUUAGUCUAUUUUCACGCUUUACGCAAAGGGGGACUGCAUGCAUGGGGUGUUUUAUCGCUCACCGUGGUGCGUAAAAAGGCGCGUCCUCGUCCUUGCGGGCUAUCACGUUAUCGCUAUAUCCUUAGGGGAGGUAAAUAAAAGGUUUUGCCAAAGCACAGCAGUGAUGCAAGGUCUGUUAGGUGACAGCUCUCACCAGCAGCACACAUGUUUUUGACGCGGACCCACACGCCGGUCGGACUAGCGCUGGGAGCCGCGCACUUGGUUGUAUGUUGGACUUGUUGGAUUUGACCCGCGCCUUUAACUUGAGCCGUAAAGCUUCUUCGUAUGUUUAAACACACAAUGUUUUUAAAAGAUGCGGCACCUGUUUGCGAAUGUUGCAGAAAAGAGGUAGAGGACUGCUUGUCUUGCUGUUGAUGCUGUUGGAGUGGACCCGCCCAGGUCUACUGUCCCCACUUAGGCCAAUCUGUGACCUGAGGGUCCUGAACCAUUUCAUUAAGGAAGCACGAGACGCAGAAGUCGCUAUGAAGUCAUGUAGAGAAGGAUGUAGUCUGUCCGAGUCUGUCACUGUUCCCCAAACCAGAGUCGACUUUGAUGUCUGGGAGAAGAAAAAUGGAUUGGAGCAAGCCCAGGAGGUGCAGUCUGGUUUAUGGCUCUUACAACAGGCCCUCAACUUGCUACGGACCUCGGUCACCAACACAGCACUGCACAGCCACAUAGAUAACUCCAUCAGAAACCUGCUCAGCAUCAAUGCUGUACUGCGGAGCCUCAACAUCCAGGAAUAUACCCCGCCAGCAAGUACAGUGGCUCUUGAGGGAACAUGGAGGGUGUCCUCUGCAACAGAUUUGCUUCAAGUCCACGUCAACUUCCUGCGCGGCAAAGUGCGCCUCCUUCUUUUGGAUGCACAGGCCUGUCAGCAAGAUGUCAGCUGAUCAGCUGAUCUCUAUACUCCAGGCGAAGCUAAGUUGUGUUCCCGAAGGCAAGAUGAGGGACUUGAUACUGUUGACCUGCACGCUGGCUGCUGGAAGCGUGGAGUGUGGAAAGAGAGGAAGAUACAGCCAUCCUCAUAUAAGCAGAGGAAGCUGAAACGAGAGGACUGUCCCAGCGAGGCUUUGGAUGGACAGGAGAUGAUUGCACCUUGGAAUCAAGAUGUGAAACAUGGACAUGGUGAAGCACAAACUGACCAAAAUGAGGCCUGUGGGAAGCACUGCUCCAAUCGCUGUUCUACUGGCACUCUCUUGCACUUUGUGUGUGGAUGGACUUUUGUGUGUGUGUGAGUUAAGACUGCAAGUUUAAAUCUGUAAGUGGUGUGUAUGUUUCCAGUGAGUUUAACCCCUAUGGUGUGAAACACCCAGAAAAUAUAGAUUGCACCAGGAAAUUGGAGGACUGCGAGGUUGCGACAGGGCAUCCAUUUCCAAUACCACUGCAAAAAGGCAAAUGAAUGAGGCCUCACCCCACGAGCCUUUAACAUUUUUCAACUAUGCCUCACAGGAACAAUAGUCUUUU